AUUAUCGUUAUUCAAAAUCGUUUUUUAAUGAAGAAAAAUGUUUAACUUAUUAUUCUUAUUAAUUCAUCAUACUGUGAUAUUAAACCAUUAGCAUAUUGAUAUAUCUUUUUGAAUACCGUUCCUUGUGCAUUUUUUUUUUGACGCAGUUGCAUAUUACCGCCAGCUAGACGGGUGGGCGAUCGAGCUCGAGUUAACGUGCAAAGAGAAUAUUGUUAAUUUCUAAAGAACGUAACACUAGAAAGUUUUCGAGAUGGUUAAAUGCCAGAAAAAGUUCAGUAACGGCAGCAUCUGUAAUGGGUACCUGGCAGAAGGAUUCAAGUACUGUCCCUCAUGUGGUACGCCUGUGCCAGAAAACAGUCAGGGAUCCGAUAAAUUGGAGGAAGGGAGUACCUCCAACGUAACAGACAAAUCCGUUCCUGACACCAUGAAAACAGAUAUGAAUAAGCAUGAAGAUCCUGGUGGCGGUAACGACAGUGAGACGUCAUCAAACGUAGACGUUUAUUGCUCGCCUGAAACAUCGUCAGUUAAAAAUGUCACCGAGAAGCAAAACGUGCCAGAUGGAAUAGCUAGUAAGGAUAAUGAAGCUACAAAGAAAGAAUGCACUACAGAAGUCUCACACGAUAUAACGAAAGACAACUCAACGACAGAAAAAGACCCAGAAAAAGAAUUGAAAGUACUUCGGGACAGUGUCCUUGAAGGAAAUGGAUCAAAUGAGAAGGAAGGAGAAAGAAAUGCAGAAACCGAGAAACAAGAUCAAAGCGAAAUAGCAAAAGGACAAAGCCUUGGAAUUAUACAGGAAUCCAAAGUCAUUGCAGACAUUGGUCAGAAUACCUCAACACAACAAAGUGAGCCGCAAGAUAUCCCAAUCCAAGAUAGUGACUUUGUAUCCUCUAAGGAUGAAGAAAAAGUCCAGGAAUCACAGAAAACAACAGACGGAAAUAAGAAAGCAUCAACUGUGGAAGAGGAAUCAGCUGGCAACACUUUGAAUUCGGUCACAAUAAGAAAAACAGAUGAAGAUGACAAACAAGGGAGAGUUUUUGAUACAAAAGAAGAUAAAAAGAACCAACAUGAAGAUGGUAAGCCACACACACAGUCUAGGGAUACCAGUGGGCCGUCAACCCCGGAUAAGAUACAAACAGACAAAGUCAACAAUAAUAUCAAUGGAAAAGAAGAAAACGAAAGUCUCCAAAAGACAAAACAGACAGAAAACACAGAAAAUCGCGCCAAAAUGGUGAAAGAAUCCAAAAACCAACAAAAAAGAUCAGUGGACAGUCAAUCUUCAGGGCAAAGUGAAAAGUGCCAACCAUCUGAAGUUGUUAAAAAGAAGGUGGUGAGAGUUAUAUUCCAUGCGUUCUUGGCACCAAAUGUUAAAAUGAGUCUUCAAAAAGACAAGAUCUUCGUAGUAUUUGGUCCUCCAUACAGUGACUGGGAGACAGAAAAGGGAGUAGUUUUAUCUACAACAGAAAACCAGUCGAAAAAGUAUCCCGCGCGUCUGAAAGCAACAGCUAUGAUAGAAAAAGAUUUACUGAGAGAACCAUUGCGCUACCUAUACAUGUUCCACCGACCAAACGAUAAAAAAAUCGAAACAGAACGAGAGUUUUACCUUCAUAAUUACGGACCUUAUAAAUAUGGACACCGUGAGCUUAUCGUCCCACCGGCAGAAAAAGGUGAAUGGAAUCAGUAUGACGGGUGCAUUUAUGCUGCUAGAAAAGGGAUAUUUUUCAACAUCAGAGAAAAGUUUACUGGAAAAUUUCAGGACGUUAUGCUGAAAGAUGGCAAACAUAUUUUGCAGUGUUAUUUGCCAAAUGUUGCAGAAUUUCUCCAAACGAGGAAGCAGCUUGUUGAGUUGCAAGAUAUUUUCAGAAGUAUAAAGCAGGGUGGGAUAAAAGACCAAUUCAUGAAAAAUCAGAAAGAACCAGAUGCUUAUUUUUUCAACCAGCUACUCUGGGACCACCUUAAAGUUGCGACUGAUAGACUUGAGGAAACAAAAGAAAAAGAUAUAGGCAUGGCACUUUUGACAUCCAUAAUGGUCAUAGAACUCGUCAAAGAUUUGGACAUACCAUUCGAAAUAAUAGAACCUCUUCAUGUUAAGACCCUACAAAUGUGUUUACUGCUGAGACCUGAUAUUGUGCACAAAACUUGUGAUCAGCUGGAAUACUUGGAAAAACAUUUGCCAAGCGAUGCUAGAGAGAAAGCAAAGUCGUCCAUCGUAUCUUUUUUGAAAAGGACAACAACAGUGGGAAGUUAUGUUGAUCCAGCUUGGUUAGCAUGCAUGCCAUUAAUUCACUAUCUAGAGGGCAACUUACAGCCAUUCGUAUCGAAUCUAUGCCACUUUGAAAUUACUGAAACAAAGCAAGAUGUAUGGUGGUGCUUUUCGGAAUUCGGAGAGGAAAAAGAGGAAAUGAAAAAAAGACUGUGGACAACAUCUUGCGAAGAGUUCGUCAAAAUACACAAAACGCUUUUCCAACUCGACACUACUCUACAAAAAUCGUUCAUGGCUGCAUUAGGCUUACUUCAGGUUUCCAAAGUAAUGCAAAUGUCGGAGAUUCAGCUUGAAAUCAAGUUGGCAACAAUAGAACAUUAUUUUGAAAAUUCCUCUCAGACGCAGCUCCUUCAGGAACUUAUGAGUAGUGUGUAUGCGAUCUUACUCGAGACUCUGUCCUCUCACUCGGACACAAAGAAGAUUCCAUGGGAUGAAGUUGACGUAAAGCAUAAAAUACGUCACAAUCUGUUGAUUGCUAUUUUGAAUCAUGGACUACAUAAACAAAGGCUGCUACAAGAUUGGAAACUCGUUUUGACUUGUUUUCAUUGUUCACUGCUGUCUAUAGCCAUAUUAGACAAGAUUACUGCGGUUUGUGAAGAUAUGAAAUCUCUAACAACUAUGAUAAUAACUUUGCUUGACGACUUCUUUGGAAGCCGUGGUGCUGAUCUCCAGGUCGGAGACUUUGCUUUGUCAAUAGAAACUGACUAUCCUCUGCAACAUCUUCCUGGAAAUUUUGAGCCAGCAAUCUUGUCGGCUGUAGAGAAAUUUUUAAAUCUUUGCGGUACAAAGGAAGUGGUGGAUUUGUUUCUCUAUGGCAUGCAUGGAAUACAGUCAGAACGGUUGAAGUCACUGGUGGAACGAAAAACAUUCUCGUCUUUUGAAGAGAUUUUAAAGGACCGGGAAUGCUAUGGUUUGUUCGGCUUUACAGAAGGAAUGAUAAGAAGCAAUAACUACAUUGUACCUCUUCUGACAAAAUUUUUCCAAAAAGUGUGGACACUUGAGUUCAACGCAUCACCUAGGGCUUACCUUGAACAAAUUUUAACCUGCAAUUGUUACCCACAGUAUAGUGAAAGUUACUAUCAAAAGGGACUGCUUCUGAAAUAUAUGGAUAGCGAAUUGGUGAAGAAACUCGAAAGAUCACUUCGUGUGUUUCAAGACUUUAUUACGGCUUUUGAAAACAACACCAUUUUGAUUCAGGAUCUGAUGCUUGGACUACAACAUACAGAGAAUCUAAGAAAAAUUGCAGAAAAAUUGGAAUCAGCCCCAGAUUUUAAUUUGCCAUUUACACCUGAUUCUUUGUCCAUACUUCUCGAAUGCAGGGAGAAAGACAUGAAAACUUUAAUUGACGAAAUGAAAAUAGUUGAGGGUUUACAGAUUAUUUUAAAGAUGGUUCGAAACUAUAAAUCAGGCUUGCCUAAUGGUUACGAAACCAUUCUUCAAAACUGGAAAAAGAUGAAAUUAGAAGAUAUAUGCGAAAUUCCAAAACAGAUGUCAGAUUAUACAAUGCAUACACCAAGGUUGAAAGUAUUUACCGAGAUCCUGGAAGAACCUGUAAUAUCUUUUGUAAAAUGUAUUUCAUUUUACAAACAAAGCAAAACAUUUGAAACAGUUCUAAAAUCAGUGUCUAAACAGAAGACAGCUAUGGAAAUGAAAAAAUAUGACUUCUUUGAGCUUUUUGAGGAAGUUUUGAAUCCUGCAAAAGAUAUGUGGGGGGAAUACUGCACCAGCCUGGAAAAUGGAACAAUAACCAUUGAGGACAUUGAGACAUUACAUCUGCACAGAGUAGAUGAUGACAGUCUACAGAAAGAAUUUACGGCCAUGAACAGAGGUUCGAAAAAGCCAUGGAUUCAAAAUCGCAUAGCCGAGUUCCGACGAUAUAAAUGUUUCUCACAGUCUGUUGAAGCAGCAAGGUUGCUCAAAGAAAUACGAAACACAAACAAUAUUGAGGGAAAUUUUGACUCCGUGGAAUUGAUUGAACGAUCUGACAGAGACAAAGCAAUUUCCCUUAAAGAGAUGGCUAGUAAGAUCCAGUCUUUUCAUACAAAGUUGGAAAGAGUUGAUGAGAAAAGAAAGGAAUGUUUGAAUGCAUUUUGUAGAUCGGAUGCUUUAGUGAAAUGGCUUCGAGACUCUUUGAAAGGUGGGGUAAAAGACUUGAAAAUAUACGCAGACUUGGCCUUUAUGUCUGUGGAAGAAGAUGACCUUAUUGCACAUAUAACCGACUUGCAUACGGCAGCCAUUGGAUAUGCACCAUUGAUUUUCUACACAGAAGACAUACAGGGAGAAGAUGCUUUGAUUCAAAGAUGUGAGGAAGUUUGGACUAGUCUUGAAAAGGGUGUGGAUUUGCCGAAAAAGCUGCUCGAAUCAAAUCGGUUACUACAAUGGUUUGUUGAAAUCAAAGAGGCCCAUGGUUCUGUUGAAGUGACGUCACUGAAACAAGUUGAUGCUAUAAAACAGCGGGGGAUUUUCAGAGUUGGAAUUAGUGAAGGGAAACAUGACAUUCAACUGAGCUUACAGGAUGUUGUUUGUCUUCGCGUACCUAGAGCUGUCCAAACAGAUGAACAUUUUCAUGAAACAUUAGUGAAAGAUCUUGCUUCGACAUCUGAAGAUAGUCCUGAACACAUGGAGGAAACUGAAUGCUCUCAGUCCGAACACAUAGAAGCCAAACGUGUAGAUCCCAUAACAGAAGGGCGAGAAUACUCAUAUAGUGAUAUGAUGGAUCUGCAGAGUCGUCUCAUGUUGGUCUCUGGAAAAACUGACACCGGCAGGGAAAAUAUAGAGAAAUUUACAGCUAUUUUUGACAACGUAACAAGACUUGGAAGAAUUUUUAUCAAACUUUACUCAUCAGGAUGCGUGUUAUUUAAACAAUGGUCCUUUGAAUUUCUCUGCAACAAAUCGGUUGAGAACUGCGCUUUUGUGAAGUUUGGUCAGCAGCAUGAGUCAACUUUAAAGGGAACUAAUACAAAAACCAGAGAUGAACAUAUAUCACAAGAUGAUGUUGUGAAUGACUACAUGCAAAAGAUAGCGGACUUUUUGGAAAACUGCUAUGAGCAAUGGAUGGGGCAUGUAAGAGAAACUAGGGAUAGCUAUUAUCCCCUAAAUUUCUUUACAGUUGCCCAGAUGAUCAUUUUGCAGGAAGAAUUAGCAAUGUACAGACAUGGAAGUCAUGAUUCAAAGUAUUUGCUUGCACUCCUUUCAUAUGUCAAGUCAGAUUGUUCAGUGGAAGAUUUAGAGUUUGCGUUCAUGAGCUUGAACGAACUGUUGAGGAGAGAGCAGGACAAAGAUAUCACUGAUGAGUCCUCAGCAUCACAAGAAAACAGGACAAUUCAAGAUUUUCUCAAGGCAGCCGAUGAUUCCGGCAUAUCAAAAAGAAGAGCAAUGCAGUGCAUACAGUCUAAUAUGUUUGACCCUCAGGAUUUUGAUAGCAGCCUUAUGUGGUGCUAUGAAGAGGAUGAGAGAGAGGAGGAAAACAUAGUUGUUGGUGUAAAUGAUAAUCUUUCACCAGAAGUCUCUGGAAACACUAAUACCGUGUCACUCAAAGAUUUUGACAGACAAAUUGAAGAUCUUCUGAGACAAGAAGCUGUAGAAAGCAUUGAAAAGAGGUUAAGAGAAAUUUGGGAAAAAUACUUAAAAUUUACAUCUCUAAGCUUGAACGACUUUUUGAGUGUGGAACAUGUAGGGUUUAUACUACAGCAUAUCUAUGACAAAAACACUAAAGUGUGUAGUCGUCCAUUGCCAGCUCCACUGAAACCUGGAAAACCUAAUCUUAUUGUGUGUUCUCAGGAGGAAGUAUUACCAAUGCUAUUGACUCUGUUUAUGAAUGAUCAAUCGUUGCCACUACCAAGUAGAAAUGAGGUCUUGCUGUGUACAGAAUUGACAACAACUGAAGAGGUAACCAUGUUCUUUCGAAGGGCAUUGAGACAGGAAGAAAAGGACAGGAAUCAUCUUAUUUUCUGUCUGGUUAAUGCAGACUUUAUUCGAUAUGAUGUAUGUGAGGAAUCGCUGAAAGAAUUCAAGGAAGAAAUGAGAGCAGCAAGAACAGAGUACAGUCUUGUGGUCAUUUGCAGCAGUGAAAACGAGUACCAGUCUCCAAUAAUCGCUGCCCUGGACAAAUUUCGUACACCAAAAAUGACAGUCUCAGCAGAGGAGAAAAUUCAGCAUUAUUUGAGGAAUAAAUUUUGUACACGCGGAAAGGUGGAAAGCGAUGCUGCAUCUAUUGUUGACAAAUCAGAAUUAUGCGUUCGUGUUGUGAAAUCAGACAGAGCAGGAUUAGGAAAAACACUCCACAAAAACCGUUUGGUUGAGCAGUUGAAAAUACAUUAUCCAAGUGCUGAUGAGGAUGAAUUUCCAGUUACGUAUUCAAUUCCACUCAGCCAAAAGGACCAUGAUUUUGCUGACGUGUCAAGAAAGUUAAUGGAUUACACACUGUCACCUGACAUUAUUUCUCCAAGAAUUUUCCAUAUAGAUGUUGCAUCUGGGAUGGAUGAAGGAGUAGCAUCUUUUCUUUUCAACCUGAUAAUUUUGGGAGCUGUCGUUGAUGACAGAGGAUAUGCAUUUCAGCGAUCAAUGACAGAUUUGUACUUGAUUGAAAUAACUGUUAGAGAUAAGGGUCACUAUUCGAGACGAUCAGUUUCUGGAAUCCAACUGAUAGACCUGCUGCCUUGUGUACGAUGCGUCUCCCCACAAGAAGAAUUAAAAGGCAUGUUGAGAGUUCGUAAAAUAUACAUUAAGCAAAGGGAAUGGAAAUAGACUUCAUAUACAUUA
Saccostrea cuccullata (small rock oyster) is the source of this 7024-nucleotide messenger RNA. RefSeq names its product E3 ubiquitin-protein ligase RNF213-like. The transcript has 30 exons. Gene Ontology annotation, molecular function: ubiquitin-protein transferase activity; ATP hydrolysis activity. Lineage: Eukaryota; Metazoa; Mollusca; Bivalvia; Ostreida; Ostreidae. The record is from RefSeq and is a predicted model, not a curated record. The coding region runs from base 251 to 7009 and encodes 2252 amino acids.